AAUAAAUAAAUGAAAUAAAAAAAGAAACCCUGAUCCUGAAACUUCUCUGUCUUCUUUCUCCGUCGACGACCGCCAUCACCACGCGCCGACAACAGACGACGAAUCCAAUGGAGCGGGACAGGCGUAAUCCCAAGCAUCUUUCCUCUGCUUCCCUCGGGAUCGACCCUGAUGGCGCCUCCCGUCUCGUAGGCAGUAUCCUCGAGAAAGGCGUUCCCCAUGUUAAUCCCUUCUCUCCGAUUCCGCCUCCCACUCCAACCGUUCUUCCCUUUCCAGUGGCUCGGCACCGCUCUCACGGACCCCACUGGUCUCCUGCCGGAAGCAAAGGAAGUGGUAAGGAUGAUCCUGUUCAAGGCUACAGGGAUGAUGACGAAGAAGAACAAUUCUCGGAUGCCAACUCUAUUGCUGCUUUUGCUAAACCGGUUCAGAGAAAGAAGAAACAAGAGCUGGAGUUUCGAAGGUGGAAGGAGCUGCUCUCUGGGGAUGAUUCUGGGUCACCAAGAAAAGUGGCGACAAGUGUAAAUGAACCGAGUAAAUUUGAAAAUCAGAGUGAAAACCGGCAAACGAUAGGAAAGAAGGUGCCGCCUGAUUCUUCUUUUACUUCACUUGAGACGGCUACUUCCAUGGAAAUGGAUGAUGAGCACAAUGCACCGACUGAAAAAAGUGAAUCACAUACAGAAUGGUCUAUGGCACGGCUUGAUAUGGAGUUGAACCAUCCGUUGUUAGUUGCUGUCACCGAAACUAAUAAUACUGAAGAUAUUAUGAGAGCAGAGUUUACAAAUAGCCCCAUGAGGGGGGAGAGGAUAUCUCAUGAUGGGACUGCAGAAGCAUGUUUCCAUAGUUCUUCUGCCUCAACUAUGACCUCCUCCAGAUUGAAUGAACUUGGAAGUAGACAGAUGUCUUCAUCUCUUGAGAGUGAGAUAGACGCAGAGAACCGUGUGUUGUUACAAAAAAUGUCACCCGAAGAGAUUGCAGAAGCACAGACUGAGCUAAUAGAAAAGAUGGAUCCUGCUUUGUUGAACCUAUUGAAGAAACGAGGCCUGGACAAGUUGAAGAAGCAAAGGCAUUCAGUGUUGGCUGCUUCUACUGCUGACAGGGAUAUAAAUCAUGUAAAGACAAAGAGUCAGUUUAUUAGUCCUGAUGGUCAUCCAUGGCAGAGUGAGUCAGGUACUUCAUCUGCCUCUAACGUGACGGCGAAUCCAAAGGAAAGCAAUGCAGUGCAAAGUUCAAGGACAAUCCAAGGCAUAUUGUGGGAUACAUGGUCUCAGAGGGUUGAGGCUGUCAGGGAUUUGAGAUUUUCUUUGGAUGGGGAUGUUGUCAUUGAGGAUAUUGUCCUGACAACUGAAGCUGGUAAUAAGUGGUCUAACUGCGAAAGUGCUGCCGAACGUGACUUUUUGAGAACUGAAGGGGAACCCGGGGCAGCAGGAUACACAAUCAAAGAAGCUAUUGCCCUUGCACGGAGUGCGGUUCCAGGGCAAAGAUCUCUUGCUCUGCAUUUGCUCGCGUCUGUGCUUGAUAAAGCUUUAUAUAACAUUUGUCAAAGCAGAAUCAGUUGCAUGAGGAAAAAUGAGGUUAAAGCCAAUAAAUCCACUGAUUGGGAAGCCGUCUGGGCUUAUGCACUUGGACCAGAACCUGAGCUUGUCUUAGCAGUGAGGAUGGCUCUUGAUGACAACCACAACUCUGUCAUUCUAGCUUGUGUAAGAGUGAUUCUGUGUCUACUGUGCUGUGAUCGUAACGAGAAUUUCUUCGAAGUUUCAGAGAAAAUGGCAAUUCAUGGAAAAGACAUCUUCACCGCCCCUGUGUUUAGGAGUAAGCCGGAAAUUGAUCUCGGCUUCCUCCAUGGCGGGUACUGGAAGUAUAGUGCUAAACCAUCCAAUAUUUUUCCUUCUCAUGAGGAAAUUUCGGAUGAUGGGACUGAAGAUACAGGCACUAUUCAGGAUGACGUUUAUGUAGCCGGACAAGACAUUGCUGCUGGUCUGGUUAGAAUGGGAAUCCUCCCAAGAAUUUAUUUCCUCCUGGAGACUGAACCAACAACAGUACUAGAGGAAAGCAUCAUUUCUAUACUUAUUGCAAUAGCAAGGCAUUCUCCAACAUGCACAAAUGCAGUCUUAAAGUACCCAAAACUUGUGGAAACAGUCGUGAAAAGUUUCAGUUUGAACAAACGCAUGGAAGUGCUUCCUUCUCAAAUCAAAACUGUUCGUUUCUUGAAGGUGCUGUCCCGGUUUGACCAAAGGACUUGCGUAGAAAUUGUGAAGAACAGAACUCUCGAUGUGGUGACAUGGCAUUUGUUUCAGUUCACUCCUCUUGACUCCUGGGUGAAGCUAGGGAAAGAUAACUGCAAGCUUUCAUCUGCCUUGAUGGUUGAACAACUCCAGCUUUGGAAGGUCUGUAUUCAGAAAGGCUGUUGCAUAUCUCGCUUUGCGGAAUUGUUCCCAGCCUUGUGCCUGUGGUUGAGUUGCCCAUCAUUUGAUAACCUCAUCGAGAAUAAUCUCAUCUGUGAGUUUGCUUCCGUGUCAAAGGAGGCUUACUUAUUUCUCGAGGCUUUGGCCGGGACACUUCCCAAUAUAUAUUCACAUAACAGUCAAGCGAAUAAUUCUGAGGCUUGGAAGUGGAGCUAUGUUAAUCCUAUGAUCGAUACAGCGCUGAGCUGGAUAAUGUCGGUGUCCAAAUUAGUUGAGCAAAAGAGAGCGAUGGGGAGCAGCUCUGUGUUAAUUACUUCUUUGUUGUGGGUGUUCUCAGCUGUCAUGCAUACUAUUUCCAAAGUGCUUGAGAAGGUCACUGCCAAUGGAGAGGGAGAACCUUUGCCAUGGCUGCCAGAGUUUGUUCCAAAGAUCGGCCUCGCAAUUAUCAAUCUUAGGCUUCUAAGUUUUUGCGUGGUAGAUGAUAGUAGGUAUGCUAGAGACUCUUAUGGAUGUUCCUCUUUCGUGGAAUCUUUGUGUUAUCUGAGACAGCAAUGUAAUGAUGAAGAACUAUCAUUGGCUUCAGUGAGUUGCCUUCAUGGGAUAAUCCAAACGGUUGCCUCCAUUCAAUAUCUGAUACAGUUUGCUAGAUCCGGGAUGAAAAUCCUUCCUCAGAAAUGUAUUUCCUCGAGAGAUGAAUCUGUGCUUGCAGAAGGAAUAUUAACGGAGUCCUUGGCUGAAAUAAGAGCCGUGUGGAAUGUAUUUAGGGACCUCAUUGCAUCAGAAUGGUCUCUUGUGCAAUCUGUUGAGGUACACAAACGAGGUGGACCUGCCCCAGGUGUGGGGCUUGGGUGGGGUGCUACUGGUGGUGGGUUUUGGUCAACCAGGAUUCUGUUGGCACAAGCAGAUGCAUACUUUCUAAGCCUCUUGUUCAACAUCUCUCCGGUGGACUCUGUAAUGAACUCAUCAGAGGAUCGAGAAUUGGCUGUUAUGAUGGAGAAAUUAAACUCCGGUUUAGCAGUGAGCUUGAUUGCAGGUCCAAGGGAUCAUAUACUGGUGGAAAAAACCUUGGACUUUGUCCUUCAACCACAUGCUUUAGAACUUUUUUCCCACUGUGUCAAGUCAAACAAGAGAUUUGGAGAGAUUGAAUGGGAAUACACGGAAGAGAACUAUAUUCGCAUGAACAAUGUACUUGCGUCUCACUACAAACACAGGUGGUUACAACAAAAAAAAUCGAAAGCUGAUAAUGGAGACCCCAUGCCACAGGAGCCCAUGGCCGGUCUGGAGACUAUUCAUGAGGACAGUGAAAUGUCAGACUAUUCAGUUGAAGACCGUAAAUCUGAAUCCUUGGUUGUAGAAUGGGUUCAUCAGAGACUUCCCCUGGCUCCGCACUGGUUUCUCAGUGCCAUCUCAGGCGCUUGCAGCGACAAAACAUCACCAGGGCUGCCGGAAUCGAUGGAUUUUCUUGAAGUCACCAAGGCUGGAAUUUUCCUUCUUGCGGGACUUGAGUCACUGUCCUGUUUAGCAUCUCAGCCUUGUCCUAUUGUGAGCGUCCCAUUGGUUUGGAAGUUUCAUGCUUUGUCCGCAGCUUUGCUCGUGGGAAUGGACUUUCUUGAAGACAAGACUACUGGCAACCUCUACGAGUCUCUUCAGGAGCUGUAUGGUCAGUUACUAGACGAAGCAAGGUCGAAUGGUUGUCAGACCGAGCUCCUGAGGUUCAAAUCUGACAUUCAUGAUAACUACUCAGUAUUUCUCGAGACACUUGUGGAGCAGUAUGCAGCUGUUUCAUAUGGGGACAUAUUGUAUGGGAGGCAAGUCUCGAUUUACUUGCAUCAAUGUGUGGAACCCUCAGUUCGUCUUGCUGCAUGGACAGUGCUCUCUAAUGCUCGUGUUCUAGAUCUUCUGCCGAGUGUGGAGAAAUGCUUGGGACGUGCCGAGGGCUACCUUGAACCGGUUGAGGAAGACGAAGCGGUCCUUGAGGCGUACCUGAAGACGUGGAUAUGCGGAGGACUUGACAGAGCAGCGAGCCGAGGAUCAGUGGCAUUCACGCUCGUCCUGCAUCACUUCUCAUCGUUGAUUUUUGGGAAUGAAGCCGUUGAGAAGGUGCCUCUGAGAAACAAGAUUGUGAACUCAUUGUUGAGAGAUUACUCGAAGCAGCAGCAGCCGAAGCGUGAGGGGAUGAUGCUGAAUCUCCUGAGGUAUGACAAAUGGACAAGGAAUGGCGCUGAAUCGUCGAUGACACACGAGGAAAGAUUCGAGGUUUUGAAGGAAGCCUGCCAAGGCAACUCCUCCCUCUUGUCCCAUCUCGACAAGCUCAAGUCUGUCUUGUCCCAAACAACAUAUGGCUCGUGACCCUUGUUAUAUAUUUGACGCUUUUUUUUUUUUUUAUUUUAAAUAUUAUGUAUUAGGUAAAGACUUUCGCAAUGUCUAUUUUUUGUUAUAAAAAUGAUAUCAGUCUUUUGUUUAA
Messenger RNA from Tarenaya hassleriana, 4863 nucleotides. Its product is annotated as transcriptional elongation regulator MINIYO. The record is from RefSeq and is a predicted model, not a curated record. Bases 108 to 4748 code for a protein of 1546 amino acids. The transcript has 12 exons. Lineage: Eukaryota; Viridiplantae; Streptophyta; Magnoliopsida; Brassicales; Cleomaceae.